AUGGCGUCCUUCACUGCAUUGCUUGUAAUGGAAAUAAUUGUUGUUGUUGUCUGGGUGGCUGCUUCAUUCACCAUUGUGAGGCCUCUUGCAACAAUAGCAGUAGCAUCUGAAUCAGCAGCAGCAGCAGAAGCCAAUGCUCUACUCAACUGGAAGGCCAGUGGCUCCAACUUUCCUGAUUCCUGGAAUGCAAAUGAUACAAGCCCAUGCAAGUGGGAGGGGAUAGCUUGCAACACAGCUGGAAGAGUUUCAGAGAUUAACCUACAUUCUUACUCCCUAAAUGCUGACCUCGGCAUUUUGAAUCUAAAAGGGUUGCAACUAGGUAGUAACAUGAUUUCUGGUCCAAUACCUACACAGAUUGGGAAUUUGAGUAAUCUCACUGAGUUAGACCUAAAUAAUAAUGAGUUUACUGGUUCAAUACCUUCACAGAUAUGGAAUUUAAGAAAUCUAGAAAGAUUGGAACUAGGAAGUAACUUGCUUUCUGGUUCAAUACCUACACAGAUUGGAAAUUUGAGAAAUCUAAUGCAGUUUGGACUAGGAAGUAACAUGUUUUCUGGUUCAAUACCUACACAGAUUGGGAAUUUGAGAGAUCUAAAUGAGUUAAACCUAAGUGGAAAUAAGUUUACUGGUUCAAUUCCUAUGGAAAUUGGAUAUUUAGAACGACUGACGCGACUUUAUCUUGCACACAACAAUCUAAGUGGUUUAAUCCCUACACAGAUGGGGAAACUCCAUAUUGAUUCUUUGGAUUUGGAUAUGCGCUACAAUGAUUUUGAGAAAAAGAUUGAGAAAAAGCUUAAACUCAAGAUUCCCAUUAUUAUAUCUCUUUCUAGCAUCAUCAUACUUGUUGCAUUUGUAAUUGUUAUUGUUUGGUUCCUCUUCAAACAAAAGUCUAUAAAUUCCAUUACUGAUGCAACAAGAACACAAAAAAAUGGAGAUAUAUUUUCCAUAUGGAACUACGACGGGACGAUUGCAUAUAGUGACAUCAUGGAAGCUACAGAAGAAUUUGACAUCAAAUAUUGCAUUGGCACUGGAGGUUAUGGGAGUGUUUACAGAGCAAUGCUACCUACGGGUAAAGUAGUAGCUGUGAAAAAGCUUCAUCGCAUAGAAGCUGAAGAGAAAGCUUAUGAGAAGAGCUUCACUAAUGAAAUACACGUAUUAACAAGAAUACGGCAUCGGAACAUUGUGAAACUUUAUGGAUUUUGCUCUCAUCCAAGGUGUAAUUUUUUAGUUUACGAAUACAUAGAAAGAGGAAGCUUAGCUUAUGUUCUUGGAAAUGAAGCAGAAGCGGUGGAAUUGAAUUGGAGGAAACGUAUAAAUGUCAUCAAAGGGACCGCUCAUGCUUUGUCUUACUUGCAUCAUGACUACAUACCAGCAUUAAUUCAUCGAGACAUAUCGAGCAACAAUGUCUUGUUGGAUGCAAAUCUUGAGCCACACGUUGCUGACUUUGGAACUUCUAGAUUUCUAAAUCCUAAUUCAUCCAACCGCACUAUACCGGCAGGCACAUAUGGCUAUAUUGCUCCAGAGCUUGCUUAUACAAUGGUUGUGACAGAAAAAUGUGAUGUUUAUAGCUUUGGGGUAUUGACACUGGAGAUAAUUAUGGGAAAGCAUCCUGCUGAACUCAUCUCUUCAUUAUCCUCGCCAAAUGCAGAGGAUAUAAUGCUAAAUGAUGUGUUAGACCCACGUCCCCCACCACCAACACAAUUGGUAGCACAAGAUCUAAAUGUCUCAAUGAUGCUUGGAAUUGCAUGCUUGCACACCAAUCCAAAAUCUUGUCCAAGUAUGCAAUAUGUGUCUCAGAAACUAAGAAGUUCUACGGACCUGAUUGCAGUUCUUCUAUAUAAGUUCAUUGUGGCAAUUAGGCACAUGAAAAUAAAACCAAAUCCAUUAAGUUACAUGGAAAUGGUUCAUCCAUUGCUAAGGUAUUGA
Molecule: messenger RNA, 1923 nt
Organism: Macadamia integrifolia
Lineage: Eukaryota; Viridiplantae; Streptophyta; Magnoliopsida; Proteales; Proteaceae
Product: probable leucine-rich repeat receptor-like protein kinase At1g35710
Exons: 4
Coding region: 1-1923 (640 amino acids)
Biological process (GO): protein phosphorylation
Molecular function (GO): ATP binding; protein binding; protein kinase activity
Source: RefSeq, a predicted model, not a curated record